Ectocarpus siliculosus is the source of this 2966-nucleotide messenger RNA. The record is from the annotation of a GenBank genome assembly. Lineage: Eukaryota; Phaeophyceae; Ectocarpales; Ectocarpaceae.
AUGGGGGACUGGAGCGAUGUGAAUAGGCAGGGCUCGGGGCGCGCCCUGCUUGCAGAGACGAGCAACUCGAAGAGGAGAAGCAGGCAGCCAGGGGCAUCAGCGCAAUCCGGAGCGUCUCCCAGUUUCCGAAGCAAGUGGAGGGUCUCUGCCGGCGUCGCGGGCGUGCUGAUGUUUUCGAUGGCGCUUGCCGGAUUAGUGGCAAUAUUCUCGACCAUCCAGCGAGAGCGGACGCCGAGGGACGCCUCUCCGUCGCAGCAGGUGCAGGACGUGUCCCUGACGCGAUCAGAUGAAACGCGAGAUGUUAGAGCACCAGUAGAUAUUCAAGUAGAUGAGGAGGAGAAGGGGGAAGGGAAGGGCGGGAAACCUAAUCCCCAGGCCGAGACCGCGAAGCCGAACGUGUUCUUCAUCAUGGUCGACGAUAUGGGUUGGAACGACAUCGGCUACCAGAGCGUGGACCUGCAGGGUGUCACGCCUCAUCUUGACAGGCUUGCCGCGGGCGGGGUUAAGAUGACGAACUACUACACCAUGUCUAUUUGCACGCCAGCGCGAGCGAGUCUCAUGACCGGGCGGUACGUGAUGCGAUACGGUCUCCAGUACAGCGUGAUCCAACCGGGGGCACCGUGGGGUCUCCCUCUCACGGAGAAGAUCUUCCCCGAGUACAUGAAGGACGCGGGCUACGAGACGCACAUGAUCGGAAAGUGGCACAUCGGCAGCUACACCUCGAGGCAUAUCCCCAGCCAGAGAGGUUUCGACACGUACUUGGGAUACCUGAACGACGAGGAGAUGUACUGGACGCACCAGAGCUGGACCGCCAAAUACAACGGACGAAAGUUCUUCGAUUUCGGGUUCGGAAACGCUACCGGCUACUACGACGUCAUCGACAGAGAAGUCCCGGAUCAACUCAGGGAUGGCACGAUUAGCGAUGGCGACGAUGACGAAACCAUGCUCAGCGCCACAUCUAGCUAUUCAAGCUCUGGGGGAUUCUUCAAGGGUCGCUACUCGACGCAAGUCUUCCACAACAGGGCCCUUGAAAUCAUUCACGAGAAGACUCCAUACGACGACGAGCCUCUCUACAUGUACCUGGCCCACCAGGCUGUGCAUGACCCGCUGGGCCUGCCUCCCGCCGAGCACUUUACUCCGGACCAGCUUGAUCUUCUCGAGAGGAUCGAAACGGGCAGCGAAGAAGGGACCGAGGCCCUGCGAGCGCGCUUCGCCAAGGUGCUCAUGUACCUGGACUACACCAUCGGAGAACUGGUCGAGUACCUCGAAACAAAUGGUUGGAUGGAGAACUCGAUCAUCAUCGUGGCCAGCGACAACGGGGGCUGCCCGAGCUGCGGCGGAAGCAACUACCCCCUCCGCGGGAUCAAGCACUCGUACUGGGAGGGUGGCACCAAGGUACCCUCGUUCGUGUACUCGAAAAGCCACAUCCCAGAGGAACGCUGGGGGACCGAGUACGACGGGCUCAUGCACGUCACUGAUUGGCUGCCGACCAUCGCCGGCGCCGCGGAAAUCGAUCUCGAUGGAGGUGCCGGUCCCUUUGACGGGGUGGACCAGUGGCCGUUGAUCACGAGCGUGGCUGCUGAGGCAGAGUUCGGCAGCGCAAGGGACGAGAUGAUGUACAACUUCGACCCGUACAUCCUUUGGGUGGACAGCUCAGACGAGAUCGGUGACCCGGAGUUCAACCUCGCCCAGGGGGCGUUCCGAUCCGGCAAGUACAAGUACCUGGCGAACGAGUGGUGCACCGGGUGGUACACCUUCGACAAGCACAUCCUCGCGGAGGAACCCCUGACGAACCUCACCAUCGCUUGCGACGGCAGCCCCUGCUCCGACUGCGGCCAGGGCUGCACGAGCUACAACUACACGGACUACCUCUUCGACUUGGAAGCGGACCCGCGGGAAGAGACCAACCUUAUCUACGACCUCCCGGACGUCGCGCACAACAUGCGAGAACGGUGGGUGGAGGUGGCUUUCAGCGAGUGGGGUAACUCUUCUUACGAGAACAUCGAUCACCAGUCUUACUACGUCUGGGCGUCCUUCAACUGGUGGAUGGUUCCGUGGUGGAACCUCGUGGGCCCUGCGGCGGGCGGGGGAGGGAUGCGCCGGAAUUCAAUUCCUCAGUGAUUUGUGUGGCCAGAAACAAAUCCAGCUACUACAUACCUACCUGUGCGCGAGAACGCCGGGUUUGAUGUUGCUUGCGCUGCGUGACCAUGGGGGGGGGGGGAGGAUGGAUGCGUACCACGCCGUUAUCACAGCGCUAGAAGGACACGACACCGUUUUUGUCAUGUCCCGGACGUAAACGUACUGCUGUAGUGCGCGUACCGUGGUGUUGUGUGAUCGGCCCGAUGGAUUCGUCCGUCUUCUCUCGGUCUUGUUUUCAGAUAGCCUCGACUCGAUGACUCGAUUCGCUUGCGUUGUUUGCAACUACCCACCCGUAUCUCGGCGCUAAGGAUAUAGUCUAUCCGGCAUCCUCAUACUCUUGGUUGUAUUUGUUUCGGGCAUUGGAUGCACGCGCAUCACCAGGAGAAGUGUUGAAGCAAAGGGAGGCCGCGCGCCUGGCCGGGAAAGAAUAUUCAAGGUGUUUCGCCGAUGCGACAGCAGGUGUGCGGGGAUCGGGGUCACAUUCCAUCACGAUCACCGCAGGAACCUCCGCUAAAUUCGUCGAGAACAGGCUUGUUUUUCUUGUUUUUUGGAUGCUUACUACGUGUGGUGGAGUUGGGAGGGACCGGGAUGCUGAUAAGGGCCGAUUACGACUGGGAAUGAUGCAUCACGUCAAAUCUGUUGUUGUCCGUGGUCCACGGUCCCACGGUCCCACGUGAGAUGAGGGUGGGUGUGGUUGGUUGCAGAAGGCCGAGUGGGUGUCGCGCGGAGCAGCUCUUUUGUUUCUGUCGUGUGUUUCCCGUAUAUAUCGUUUGUAUGGCGAUUGGUAUUAUUUCCAAGAUACUUGUUGAUGACGGCAUUUGCGUUGC